Cladophialophora immunda is the source of this 767-nucleotide messenger RNA. RefSeq lists its product as uncharacterized. Gene Ontology annotation, cellular component: mitochondrion. NCBI's taxonomy places the organism in Eukaryota, Fungi, Ascomycota, Eurotiomycetes, Chaetothyriales, Herpotrichiellaceae. Gene Ontology annotation, molecular function: fatty acyl-CoA hydrolase activity. The transcript is spliced from 2 exons. The record is from RefSeq and is a predicted model, not a curated record. Bases 237 to 767 code for a protein of 176 amino acids.
CCGACAUUUCUGGGGGCGAGGAACCUACGAGCACCCAUAGAUCCUGAAACGAUCCAUCAUCCCCGGAGAAACCUGCGGUGCGCGAACUGUCGCUUUGUGGUCGGAGCUAGGGUGGGCUAUAAUACCUGGUGUCGUUUCCCCCAACUGGAUAUUUGACGGUAUCUUUCAUCCCCCACUCAAGGGAGCUCGGGACCUUCAGAUUAUAUCGAGGGGAUCGAUAUCGCUCCGUCGCAAGGAUGCUGGGCCUCGAUAUCGCGGCGAAGCGGAAACGCAAGAUCUCGGAUUACCCGUACCGCCUGGAGUACCGGACAAGAUGGAGCGACAACGACGUCUUCGGCCACAUGAACAACCCGUACUACGGGGUGCUGUGCGACAGCGUGGCGAACCAGUACCUGAUCGAGCGGUGCGGGUACACGAUGCACCAGUCCCCGCAGGCCGCCAUCAUCGCGCACACCUACUUCGACUACUUCGGCAGCGUCGAGUACCCCGGCGUGCUCGAGGUCGGGCUGCGCGUCGCCCGCCUCGGCAAAUCGAGCGUGCUCUACGAGGUCGGCGUGUUCAAGCGCGGCGACCCCGUCGUCAAGGCCGUCGGUGGUAGCAUGCACGUCUGGGUCAGCAAUCAGGGGGGCGUGCUCGGGCGGCCCGUCCCCGAGGGCAUGCCGGCGCAUGUGAGGCGCGGGUAUGAGGCGCUGAUGGAGCCUGGGGCUGUAGGGGGAGGAACAGCGGAGGGGGAGGGAGAGGAAGGGAAGCGAAAGGCGAAGUUGUGA